AUGAUUCAAUUAAAGACGUUGCUCAACUGCAUCGACAACUCCGGUGCCGCGGUCGUCGAAUGUGUGAAUGUCUUGAAGAAGAAGCGGCCGGCCACAGUCGGUGACCGGAUAGUGGUUGUAGUUCAGAAACAGCGAAACUUCGGCCCCGAGAGCACGAACAACAGCGGCAUCGCGAACAAGGUCCGUCGCGGCGAUAUCCGACAUGCUGUCGUCGUUCGCGCAAAGAAGGAGAUGCAGAGACCAGAUGGAACUAUUGUCAAGUUCGAUGACAACGCAUGUGUGCUGGUCAACAAGUCGGGUGAUCCUAUCGGAACCAGAAUGAACGGAGUGGUUGCUACAGAAUUACGAGGAAAGCAGUGGUCGAAAAUUCUGUCCUUGGCGCCUAUGCAUGUGUAA
Messenger RNA from Aspergillus fischeri NRRL 181, 396 nucleotides. Its product is annotated as mitochondrial 54S ribosomal protein uL14m. Gene Ontology annotation, biological process: translation. The coding region runs from base 1 to 396 and encodes 131 amino acids. NCBI's taxonomy places the organism in Eukaryota, Fungi, Ascomycota, Eurotiomycetes, Eurotiales, Aspergillaceae. The record is from RefSeq and is a predicted model, not a curated record. Gene Ontology annotation, molecular function: structural constituent of ribosome; large ribosomal subunit rRNA binding. The transcript is spliced from 4 exons. Gene Ontology annotation, cellular component: ribosome; mitochondrial large ribosomal subunit.